AUGCCGGUCCCGGCUCCCGACGGCGCCUCUGCUCGCCCAGCCCGGCCGGCUCCACGGCAACCGCGUUAUGGGCCGGCCAGCAGUAGCACGAGGAAAGCGGCCGCUCCAUCCAGGGCCACUGAUUCCCGGAACAGCCCAGAUGUGUCGGAUGAAGACUCGGCUGAAAUGUCCCAGGACGAGAUGGCGUCCCCCUCCGAUGGCACCAAGUCACCGGCCCAGUCUUCCGUCAAGCCCGAGUCCGAGGAUGCGUCGGGGAUACAAGACGGUGUUGAUGAUACACCGAGAAUGCCCAUGCAUAAACGCCGUAGAGUAACGAGAGCGUGCGACGAGUGCCGCCGGAAGAAGAUCAAAUGCGACGGCAAGCAGCCUUGCACACACUGUUCCGUCUACAGCUAUGAGUGCACAUACGACAAACCGUCUAACCGCCGCAGAAACCCUGCGCCCCAGUACAUCGAAGCUCUAGAAGCCAGGCUCCAGCGAGCCGAGACUAUGCUGCGCAAGUUCAUGCCGGAAGUUGAUCUUGCCGACCCCAACCUGGACCCGGCAGUCCAGCAAGAGUUUCGCAACAGGGAGAGGGCGAGGGCGAAGGCCAUGGAGCUCAAGCGGGAGGCAGCAAAGGGAGAGCAAGGGGACAGCCAGGACGCCCAGAUCAUGUCUAUGAUAGAGUCGAUUGGCCAGCUAGAGAUCAAAGAGAGCGGUGAAUGGGACUUUCACGGCAUCUCUUCGGGAGCUGUCUUCCUCGGGCGGAUGAAGGAGCAUUUCCAGACGCUGUUGGGAAACGAAUACCGCAUCCCCUUCUUGCCCCGGCCAGCCGUGCCACCCGGCUUGUUCAGCCUCGACUCGCCGAAACCCAGUACCAGCUCGCCAUGGGAUGCUUCGAGUGCGUCGGCCAUAUACAACCUCCCUCCGAUCGACAGGGUCCGCACGCUCUGCUACUACUCGCUAGACUGUGCCACCUGCCUUCUCCGAAUUGUACACCGACCGUCCUUCUACGAGAUGGUCGACAAGCUUUACUCGACGCCACAGAAGUCUUGGGGUAACGAGGAACACCGGUUCUUGGGCCUGUUGUACGCAGUACUGGCGCUCGGUUGCGUGUACAACGUCUCUGAAGACCAGGCUUCGGAGCCGACUGUGACUUACAAGUUGGCCGUCAAAGAAGGGGUCAAGUAUUAUACAUCAGCACGGCUGAUCCUGCAGGACGUCGCCGAAUGCCGGGAUAUGGCCUCUCUUCAAGCGCUCGUCUACACAAUACUCUUUCUUCAGGCGACCUCCCACAUCAGUGACUGCUACGCAUUCCUCGGCAUUGCUCUUCGGUCCUGUCUGCGCAUGGGCCUGCAUCGUCAUCUCCACCACGACAAGAUUACUCCGAUCGAGGACGAGACCAGGCGGCGCGUGUUUCACGUCGUCCGCCAGCUGGACUUGUACGUCUCGGCCAUCCUGGGCUUCCCUCUGCUGCUUCAGGAUGAAGACGUCGAUCAACCGUUACCAACCGAGGUUGAUGACGAAUACAUCACCAAAGAAACGAUCCGCAUGCCGCCGCCGGGCACCCCGUCAGUCUUCCAAGCGUUCAACGCGCACAACGAUCUCAUGAGGAUACUUGCAAAGGUGGUCAAGGACAUCUACCCGCUCCGGGCGAUGGGGGACAGCGCUCAGGGGCAGCAAACCAACAGGACCUUCAUGAUCAGCUACUCUCGGAUUCAGGCGAUCGAGACGGAGCUCCAGGAGUGGCAGUCCCGGCUCCCUGACUACUGGCGACCGAACCAUGACGGUCCCGUUGAGGUUGUCCGCAUUCGCACACUCCUCCGGUUCGGAUAUGCCCAUGUCCAGAUGAUGCUCUACAGACCGUUUCUCCACUACAUUUCGCCACGACUGACGGCGGGCAAGAAGAUUGAAGACCGCUACUACAACUGUGCAGCUGCGGGGAUUACCGUGUCUCGGAAUAUCAUCCUCGUUGCGCUCGAGAUUCAGAAACAGGGGGUCCUCAUCGGGCCAUACUGGUUCAUCCUGUACACCGAGUUCUUCGCCAUCCUCUCCCUCCUAUUCUUCGUCUUGGAGAAUCCCGACAAGCCAGGGUCCGCCGAGAUACUGGCGGAUGCGAAAGCAGGCAGGGACGUGAUCGCAAGCCUUGCAAAACGAAGUCUGGCGGCUGACCGUAUCACCACUGCUCUCAACCCCCUCUUCGAGCAGCUGCCAGACGAAGUGCAGAAAACCACGACCCGGCCAACACCGACAAAGAAGCGAUCCGCCCCGACUUCGGCCCCCACGCUGACCCCGGCUCAAGGAUCAAGGGCGGGCAGCGCGGCGUCAGCGACUCGUCCAAACUCCAAAGACGAAAUCCCGCAGCGCAGGUCAGAGGAGGUCGUUCGCCCGCCCAUCGGGCUGCUUCGGCGGGAAGCACGGGCGCCUCCCCAGAGAGCCACGUCUCUGGAUACCGUUGAGUUUCAGCACGGCAGUCUGGCAGGACAGAACUUCACCAGUUUUCACGACAUCAUACCUAUGAACAUGCCCCUCUCCGCGCCGGUUUCCGAUUCCAGCGGCCCGCAGGGAACCGUUCACAGCCAUGCCCAGGGCUUCCAACAAGGACAAGUGGCAGGCGGGCCAGCCAGCUCCCUGUACAAAAUGGACGCCAUGAUGUUCCCCUCCGAAGACCCGUUCGCUUAUCCAAACCAGCCACUGAUGGACCCAGCCAGCCAUCACCACCACCAUCCAGGCAGCCAAGCACCACCACAGUCGGGAGCGGGCGGCGGCCCGUCCCACGAUGCGAUGCAGUUCUACAUGCCGGACAUGUACGACGGGAUCGAGGGCCAGCUCCUGGAGCCGAUCCCGUCGUAUCUGAUCCAGCACGGGCAGAGUCAGUCGCACCACGGCCUGGACGCGGCAGCGCAGACGUACAGCACGCCCGAUCUCUUGGCGAUGCACCAGGGCCAUGGCGGUCCGCAACAGUACCAUCAGCAGAUCUCGCAACACCAGCAGCAGCAGCAGCAGCAGCAGGGGGCCAUGAUCGAUGAGAUGCAGACAGAUCAAGGUUUUCGAGGGGGCAACUGGGGCGACAUGAUGGGCCAUACCGGGUAUCGGUGA
This is a messenger RNA of Parathielavia appendiculata, 3078 nucleotides long. RefSeq lists its product as uncharacterized. Bases 1 to 3078 code for a protein of 1025 amino acids. The record is from RefSeq and is a predicted model, not a curated record. Gene Ontology annotation, molecular function: sequence-specific DNA binding; zinc ion binding; DNA-binding transcription factor activity, RNA polymerase II-specific. Gene Ontology annotation, biological process: positive regulation of transcription by RNA polymerase II; DNA-templated transcription. Gene Ontology annotation, cellular component: nucleus. The transcript is spliced from 5 exons. NCBI's taxonomy places the organism in Eukaryota, Fungi, Ascomycota, Sordariomycetes, Sordariales, Chaetomiaceae.